AUGGCAACCCCCGCGGCGGCGCCGAGGCACAGCUGCGCGAAGCUCUCGGUGGCGGUCGAGGACCCCAAGGCGCCGGGCGGCGGCGGCAUAUUCGUCAAGGCCACGUGGCUCCCCACCCGCUUCUCCCUCGCCGUCACCGACGGCGCCGGCGCCUGGGUCGCCGACGCCUCCGACGCCGAGGUGCGCCUCCGGGCCGAGCAGUGGGACCAGCCCGUCGCAGAGUACCUCGCGCUCGCCGAGCGCUACCUCGCCUUCCACCAGCCCGCCUCCACCUACUCCUUCCACGAGGCCGGCAACGGCAACCGCAGGUUGUCAUGGACAUUUGAAAAACAAGGUACCAAAUUGGAAUGGCGUUGGAAACUGCAGCAGUCACCCCACACACAGCAGACUAUAGCUGAGGUUUUGGAUUUUCUAAUGGAUGCAAAUAUACGCUUGAGUGAAGAGGUUGUCAGGAAGACACAAUCAUUUGACAAGCUGAAACAAGAAGCUGAGAAGUGCUUGCAACAAAGUGAAAGAUUUAAUAACGAGAAAGCCGAUUUUGAGCAAGCUUCCUUUACAAAGUUUGUGGCUGUACUGAACUCGAAGAAGGUCAAGCUCAGACUGCUCAAGGACAAGAUCGCUGCACAUGAAGCAGCAAACAAGGUGCCGAAGGAGGACGAGGAUAACGAGUCUUCAGACAAAGGGCCGGGGGAGGAGGACGAGGGUAACUCAACUGACAGGACGGAGCCGUUCGAGGAAGAUAGCGACAAGGACGCGAGCGUCAAGGAUGAGCCCUCGGAGACAGGGAGUGGCAGUCUCCACAGCUCCCCGGAGAAAUCCGCCGCCACCUCGACCUCGAGGGGCAGGAGGGGACGCAAGAGGACGAGGAAAUGACUCUGAACAAAAAGCAAGCUGACUGGCCAGAUUGACCAUGGCAGGACCUACUUGGAAAUGUUACAGAGUCCUUAGUGAUGUAUCCGUCAUGUUCCUCGAGUAUCCUAGUCAUGUAGCACUUUGUCAAAAUGUUCUUCACGUGUUUUGUGUUUUGCUAGCGGAAGGCCCCAAAGCUAAAUUGCGUGACGAACCGAUUAAGGCAAUUUCUGUAGUUUUAGUAAUACUGUACUAGUUUUUAAUGGCAAAUGGCUGCAUUUCUCCACAUAUGUUUUGUCCCGUGCCAAUAGUAUUCCUGCAA
Lolium rigidum is the source of this 1171-nucleotide messenger RNA. RefSeq names its product DNA repair protein XRCC4-like. NCBI's taxonomy places the organism in Eukaryota, Viridiplantae, Streptophyta, Magnoliopsida, Poales, Poaceae. The transcript has 4 exons. Gene Ontology annotation, cellular component: DNA-dependent protein kinase-DNA ligase 4 complex; DNA ligase IV complex; nucleus. Gene Ontology annotation, biological process: response to X-ray; positive regulation of ligase activity; DNA recombination. Bases 1 to 873 code for a protein of 290 amino acids. The record is from RefSeq and is a predicted model, not a curated record. Gene Ontology annotation, molecular function: DNA binding.